UGGGUCCGGUUGGCGAUGGCUUCAAGGUUACUGCGCGGCGCGGGGGCCGUGGUGGGCCGGGCCCUGGGCGGCCGGGGCCCCAGCACGCUCCCGGGCCCGCUCCCGGGGGGCCGGGGCCCGGCUCUCGCCCGCACCCUGGCGGCCGGAGGCGGCAUCCCCACCGACGAGGAGCAGGCCACUGGGCUGGAGAGAGAGAUCUUGAUGGCGGAGAAGAAGGGAUUGGACCCCUACAACCUGCUGCCCCCCAAGGGUGCCGCGGGCACGAGGGAGGAGCCCAACCUGGUCCCCUCCAUCACGGACAAACGCAUCGUGGGCUGUAUCUGUGAGGAGGACAACAGUGCUGUCAUCUGGUUCUGGCUGCACAAAGGAGAGACCCAGCGCUGCCCAAACUGCGGAACGCACUACAAACUGGUCCCCCAGCAGCUCCACCACUGAGCACCCCCCUGCCGCCACCCAUGCCGCUCGCACCGCUGCCUGCCCCGGUCCCUGGAGUGGCACCUUCUUUCUAAUAAAGAGCCGGUACCCCCCGGCUCCUUCUUCUCCCUCCA
Tachyglossus aculeatus (Australian echidna) is the source of this 548-nucleotide messenger RNA. Its product is annotated as cytochrome c oxidase subunit 5B, mitochondrial. The coding region runs from base 16 to 435 and encodes 139 amino acids. NCBI's taxonomy places the organism in Eukaryota, Metazoa, Chordata, Mammalia, Monotremata, Tachyglossidae. Gene Ontology annotation, cellular component: mitochondrial envelope. The transcript has 4 exons. Gene Ontology annotation, biological process: mitochondrial electron transport, cytochrome c to oxygen. The record is from RefSeq and is a predicted model, not a curated record.